UGUUCGUCUCAACGGUUGAUUUCUCCUCAUUGAAGACCUCCUCACUCAGUCAUUUCGUCUUCGCCUUCACACCAUCUCCACUCUUUUGGUUCCUUGAAUCAAGCCCUAAUUUCACACACAUAGUGGCCAUGGCAGCUCCGGACAUGACAAUGAAGCUUCUGAUCGACACCAGAGGCCGCAGAGUCCUCUAUGCCGAAGCAGGUAAAGACGUUGUUGACUUUCUAUUUAGUAUUCUGUCACUGCCUCUUGGUUCUGUCACAAGGCUUCUAACUUUGAAUGAAGUGGUGGGUAGCGUUGGAAAUCUGUACCAUAGUAUUAAGGAUUUGAACGAUGCGUAUAUGCUGCCCAAAAAAAGUAAAGAAAUGCUUCUGAAUCCAGUACUCGCAAACCCCAGUGCUGCAAAUGUUCCUCUUUUGUUGCCAAAUAAUCAUCAACCAUCAACCCAGAAACCCUUGUAUAGGUGUAGUGGCAACGGUCAACAUUUGGCUUUCGGUCCUCCCGGUCCCAGUGGUCAUUGUGUUCCAUAUGUGAGUUAUCAACUUAACCAAAGUUGUCCAAAUUGCAAUAACUUGAUGAACAGCAAAGCGACCAUUGUUGGUCAAGUGGAGGAGGGGCCCUCUUCUUUCAAGGGUGGUUUUGUGCAGGGAUUGGUGACUUAUAUGAUAAUGGAUGAUCUGGUGGUGAAGCCUUUGUCUACCAUUUCAAGUAUUGCUUUGUUUCACAAGUUCAAUGUCAAGGAAAUGGGUUCUCUUGAAGAGAAGACAGUCAAUCUAACCAUGGAUGAGGGUAAGAAGUUGUUGAAGGCUUCUUUGCAGUCUAAGACUGUCCUAACAGAUGUUUUCUUUGAAGAAAAGAUGGUGGUAGAGGAAAAGAUAUCAAUAGACUCAGUUGAGUGAUGUUAUUAUAUUUUGUUGCUACAUUACAUAGCCAUGGCUGGGGAUUUUGUUAAUAGGAAGGUACUUGGAAUAUCUCUACCGACUACAGUCUUGGAUGUAGUCUUAUCGUCUUUGUUGGAUGAUAUUUUCGAUCUUGGUGAGGUAAUAUCUCAGUAAUCUUUAGUUCUUGUUUUAUGAGUAUAUUCGAAUCAUUUUGGGUAUUUUGUUAAAAGGCAGGUACUAUGAAUAGCUCCACUGCCUUGAGUUUAGUCUGUUUGCCAUUGUUGGAUGCUGUUUUGGAUUUUACUGAGGUGAUAUCUCAGUAGUCUCUUGUUCCAUGCUAUCAUUUUGGGAUGAAUUUUGAAGAGAAUAUGCACUGCAGUAUAUAUAUUUUUGUA
Molecule: messenger RNA, 1273 nt
Organism: Tripterygium wilfordii
Lineage: Eukaryota; Viridiplantae; Streptophyta; Magnoliopsida; Celastrales; Celastraceae
Exons: 2
Coding region: 129-896 (255 amino acids)
Source: RefSeq, a predicted model, not a curated record